Molecule: messenger RNA, 567 nt
Organism: Symbiodinium pilosum
Lineage: Eukaryota; Dinophyceae; Suessiales; Symbiodiniaceae
Source: the annotation of a GenBank genome assembly
AUGCACAAUAGCUCCAUCACCACUUCGUGGUCAACGCUGGAGAUCUUCUCGCGCCCAGAUCUUGUCAAGGAACUCCUCACAGAGCAGCGGGAGGUGCUGGGCAGCGACGCGGCGAGUUUCAGCUUCGACGGCUAUGAGAAGAUGAAGAAGCUCAGAGCAGCCGUUAGCGAGGUCUUGCGGAUGCACCCACCGCUCUUCUUGCUGAUGAGAACGGUGGAGCAAGACGUGGAGUUCAAGGGCUACUCGAUCCGUCGGGGCAGCGUCGUUGCUUGCUCUCCCAACGUUAGCCACAUGCUGGACGACGUGUAUCCGAAAGCUGCUGACUUCGAUCCGCUGCGAUUCAUUGAUGGCAUCAAGGACCAGUGGUCCUACAUUCCCUUUGGAGGGGGACGUAGGGUCUGUAAAGGCCAGGAGUUUGGCUACAUGCAGGUCCAAUGUGCCAUCUCUCACAUGCUCCGGCACUACAACAUCGAGUGUGUCGAUGGCGUGCCUCCGCCCACUAUUGCUCAAGAUGGCAUGGUCAUUGCACCGACGCAGCCAUGCCGGGUGCGCUACACGCGCAAGUGA